This is a messenger RNA of Colletotrichum acutatum, 1137 nucleotides long. RefSeq lists its product as uncharacterized. The transcript is spliced from 3 exons. The record is from RefSeq and is a predicted model, not a curated record. NCBI's taxonomy places the organism in Eukaryota, Fungi, Ascomycota, Sordariomycetes, Glomerellales, Glomerellaceae. Gene Ontology annotation, biological process: regulation of transcription by RNA polymerase II. Gene Ontology annotation, molecular function: zinc ion binding; DNA-binding transcription activator activity, RNA polymerase II-specific. The annotation marks the transcript as partial.
CGCCGCGCCCACCGAAAAUCUCGCAAUGGAUGCAAAGAAUGCAAGCGCCGCCACGUAAAAUGCGACGAAACACGCCCGACCUGCGUCAACUGCGCAACGGCUGAGCGUCACUGUUCCUACCUCGACUCCCUUCCAGCUUCGGCUCGCUCCUCCGCUCGGGCAGCUCCGGCAGCAACGGCAACAGCGCCUCCGCAGCCGCUGUUGCGGCUGCCUUUGCAACCUCGCCUUCCAUCACUACGGUCGUCAACGAUUUUUCCCCCAAACGGCCAAUUCUUUACCCUUGAACACAUGCGCCUCCUCCACCAUUUGGAAACCAGGAUGGGCACCUUUAUGGCCGCAGACGGGUUUAUGAAGCCCUUGGUCGAUAUGAACCUCGAGGCAGCCUUAAACGCCCCUUACCUCAUGGACGUCCUCCUCGGCCUUUCUGCCCAGCACAUGGCCGAGCUGAACCCCCAACGCGCCGACUUUUACCACCAUGAGGCCACACAGCUCCAGACCCGCGCUCUCAUGUUGUUCAACGACGCCAAGGAAGAAAUCGACGACGACACCUGUAUUCCAAUGUUCCUCUUCGCAUCCUGCCUCGGAACUCAGGUCCUCUGCGAUACCCUCCGGAGCUACCGUACCGACUUCAACGGCUUUCUCGACCAAUUUGCCUGGUACCUCAACCUUCACCGCGGCGUUAGCGCCGUCACCGGCCGUUCCUGGCACAUCAUCCGCGAAUCCGGCUGCAAGCACUUUGUCGACUUUCUAGAAUCCAUCAAGCCCGACCCUAACCAACGCUCCGAAGUCGACAUCCUCCACAGUAUGCUCGACCAAACUGACCUCGGCCCCGUCUCCCUCCAAGCCUGCCGUGAUGCAACCGAGUCCCUGCGGCAGUCCUACUUCAUCUACCGCAGCAUUGCUAUAAAAUCCAACCAUCAAUCCGCCUCCGUCAUGGCCUUCGGCGUCCGCGUCACAACGGGCUUCAUCGACGUCGUUAAGCAGCGCCGCCCGGAGGCUCUCGUCAUUCUCGCCUUCUACGCUGUCCUUCUUCACUGGUGCCGCAGCUACUGGAUCUUUGGAGACGCUGGCCAGUGGAUCAUCCGCUCUGUCUCGGCGCAUUUAGGAGAUUACUGGUCAGAAUGGCUGGCUUUCCCU